CCGAGCUGAACUGGCACAACGAACACAAGUUGGUUGCGACAUUUAGGUUAGGUCACGGACGAAGCAACCUCCGUCCACCCCCAUCACACAAGAUGAGAAACCGCACUCGGAGGCACAUGAGAGAUGGCGUUCGAGCUCGCCACCCCAGCAAUAUCUCCACGUGUCGGCACUUGCAUGACGGCCGGACAAGCGUAUGCUCCAAAAGCCAAACCCAACCACAACAGCGAGAAGAUCCAGGAGAUUCCGCCGGCACAAGACGGCAACGAGGAGAUCGCUUAAGGUCCCAGAUCCGCAAGCGACAAUCCACUCGGAUCAAAAGCCGACAAGGCAGCGGACAGAGUCCCGGAGCUUGUACAACACAAAAUACAAACGACAACUGGUCAUCAUCAACAUGGAGCGGAAACAACGGAAAGAGAUGGUUGAGAGACACAGGUCUACCGGUGACCCUCGCGAGUUUGCCGCCUUUCUCCUACCGUUUAUCCCACCGGUAGAGCUGGGCGAAUGGCAGUGGGAUGACGGAGUCCAGCGUUGGUGGCGCGAAGACAAGACAACGGGCGCCAGACUAUGGGUACCUGUCGAGGACGCCUUUCUCUGAUUUUACGGACCAUCUUUUGAGGCUCAGGUCCCUGAUUUCGUGGAAACUUUAUCCCAUAUUGAGGCAUACUCAUUUCAUACACUGUCUACCUACGGUCUUACAAGAGGUCUAUUCCGGACGAUUGUCUAAGACGGCUGGGA
This is a messenger RNA of Chaetomium strumarium, 735 nucleotides long. RefSeq lists its product as uncharacterized. NCBI's taxonomy places the organism in Eukaryota, Fungi, Ascomycota, Sordariomycetes, Sordariales, Chaetomiaceae. The transcript is spliced from 3 exons. The record is from RefSeq and is a predicted model, not a curated record. The coding region runs from base 194 to 595 and encodes 133 amino acids.